Molecule: messenger RNA, 763 nt
Organism: Daphnia pulicaria
Lineage: Eukaryota; Metazoa; Arthropoda; Branchiopoda; Diplostraca; Daphniidae
Exons: 5
Coding region: 189-599 (136 amino acids)
Source: RefSeq, a predicted model, not a curated record
UCAGUUCGGCUGUCCCCACUGUCAACUGUAAUAUACUGCGUUUUUUUUAAGUUUGUAAUUGGAUUUUAUAAUUAUAGAGUAGCUAUUUAACUCGUUUUAUUGGAAAUAUGUAACGUAAAGGUUGUGAUUUAAGAAGCGAAGAACAAAAGGCUCGAGUUAAGAAGUACAAUGACAGUCGAAGAAAAGGAAUGAAAUCUUUCGGACUAGUUGCUAGUGGUGCGAAUAACUCAGGAGACGGUUCUAAACAGAACAGUUCUGAACUUGUUGUAGCUCGAAGUAGGAAUAAGCAAAAGAGAGAUGAAAGUUGUUCUUGGUGCCCAGAUAUCCAUGAUCAACCAGCUGAUUCAUUUGAUGUUGAACCAGAUUUCAACCAAACUGUACCCCAAUUCCUGCAAAGUGCUCUUGAAAGUUUUUCUCUCUUAGAACAAAAGACUGGACUAAUUGCUGUGGCUAAAAGUAGGAAGCGUAAAAGAAAUGUUUUCAGAGACCCGUGGUCAACCUGUGGAUUUGUUUUAUGUUUUACACGAUGCUUGGUUCACAAUGGCAAGAAUCAAGUUGAAAUGUUUGAAGGCUUUCUGGAGAAAAAAAAUUGGUUAUGAAUUUAUUAUACUUUAAUUUGAUAUUGUAAACUAAAUGUGACAAAAUUGUAAGUUUAAUAUCUUGAAAACUGUCUUAAGAAAAGUUGUUUGAAAUAGUUCUUUUAAUUGAAUGAAACAAGUUUAUAGUAGCUUUAGACUAUGAUAUUACAUUUUUUUAUCCAUUU